Crotalus tigris (Tiger rattlesnake) is the source of this 3369-nucleotide messenger RNA. RefSeq names its product transmembrane protein 68-like. Gene Ontology annotation, cellular component: membrane. The record is from RefSeq and is a predicted model, not a curated record. The transcript is spliced from 7 exons. The coding region runs from base 1647 to 2711 and encodes 354 amino acids. NCBI's taxonomy places the organism in Eukaryota, Metazoa, Chordata, Lepidosauria, Squamata, Viperidae. Gene Ontology annotation, molecular function: acyltransferase activity.
CAAAAGGAGUAAAAUCCAUUAUCCAUUACCACUUCAUUAUCUUUCACUAGCCCAUUAGACACAGGAACUAAUAAGUGUGUUAUUCAAUUACAUAGAUAUCAGACAGGAUGGAUUAAAUAAGCAUACUGCUGGGCUACUUCUGUGUCAGUUCUUGUAUGAAAUAUGCAGGAUUUAGUAGCACAACCCAAGCUAUUUUUAAGUGCAUGCCAAAAGAUACAAAUGUUCUGUAUUAAGCGGUCUGUAAUGCAUCAUGGAACAUUUCACCAUUCACACAUUACUUAAAAAGCCCAUUUUGGAGUUGAAACAUCUUAUAACUUAGUGUUUCUCAACCUUAGCAAAUCGCUUCCAAAUUAAGACGAUUUAAAUCCUUUGACCACGCGAGGAGAUUUUUCACGCGAGGGGUUCAGACAUCAGAUGGAACGUACCACAACACAUUGUAUAUAGGAGUUUUAUUUUUGUCUGCUUUCCCGCUGAAAAUCUCCAUAUCUCUACAGAUAAUCUUUUUAAAUUAAAACAAAGCAAAACAGAAUGACGACUCUUUUGAUUAUAUUUCUGAAUUUCAAGACGUGUAUCUGCAGCGCCUCAGAGCUGAAAUGGUCCAGCCCAGAAAAAAGCCAAGAAAAAGCCAAAUCCUUCUCCACAGUUUCGGGUGCGUUUCGUAGUCCUGAAAAGAAAGACGGUGCCGAAGGUCUCCUCCUCCUUUUGCAUCUACACGAUGCGCAACUUCAUACUGCAUUGCGGCUUUCUUGGUGUUGCAGGUUUCUGCGAGAUUUCCCCGCUUGCUUUUCCAUCGAACACCUUUGGGUCGAGCCGGGCCGGGGCCAUUCCUGUCACCCAGAUUCAUUUGCGCCCGGAAUGCUGUCAGGACCGCCCUGAUGCUGCGCUUAAGAGUCCUUGAAUGGAGCGCCGAGAUUCAAGUGAUCCCGAGCGAGGGCGCGGUUCCCAAAGGUUGUUCGGCCGGCAUCUUUAACGGCGAGGGAGAAGCUCUGCUGGUAGCAGGGAGAGCCCGAGGGUUGAAGAGCCGAAACGGUCCGAACCAGUGGAUAAAUGACGCCUCUCGCUGGGGAUGGAGAAGCAGCUCUUAAUAAGUGCAUAGUCCCAGGGAACGCUCCCCCACUGGCGCUUGGCCUCUUUGAGAUCCGAUGAAUUAGUUUCAUCAGGAAAAAAGGGCUUCGGAAAGGGCUGACAGACUUCAUAAUUGCAGCUUUUAAGGAAGCCCCCUUCCGUCUCUUCCUCUCAAGUCUUUCAUUGCUCUGUUUCCAGUUCCUGGCAGAAACUUUCAAUCUGUGGAGUCUUGCAGGUUUUAUUUAUGUUGUAUGCCUAUGAUUUUAUCUGUCAAAAUUGCCUUGAACGAGUUUCUGCCUAGAAUGAAAGGGCAUCCUGGUUGAGGAUUAUGGGAGUUUAUAACCAAUACAUCUGAAAGGCACACAGCAUGACCUGCUUCUGAGUUAAAUAUACCUUUUUUUGCAGUUAGUUGUCUCUCUUGACUAAAUUGUUGAAUGUGGACAAUCUUUAGAAUAUUGAAAUAGAUUGAUCCCUAUUGCAACAUUGAUAGCUACUUAACAAUUGUCUGCAUCCAGGGCCAAUGUUAAGAAGCUGUUUUUCCAGUGCAUUGCUUUUUUAGUUUUAAACAGAAGAGAACUAAUAUGAAUUCAUUUUCUAUUGGGCAAGGCAAUCUGACCUGGGUCAUGGAACUAUUGAACAGUAUCAAUAUUUCUCCAAAUAAUAUCAUAAACAGUUUCACAGACUACUCAGCAUACCACUACUCAGCAUACUUUUUCUGGAUGUCAGUACUGUUCCUACUUCUUUUUUCCCCUGUUGUAAUAAUUCUUGGUUUUAUUUAUCUUUCUAAUUUUCUCUUGCAUAUUUACAAGAGAAAGGUUACUUUAAAGGAAGAUUAUCUCAGUCAGUCAUGGGAUAAUGGACGGAGAGCUGUGGCUCACCUUUGGGACAUGUAUGGUACAGUGUGGCAUGGUUAUGAGAUACAUGGGAUGGAUAAAAUACCAGAAGGACCAGGGCUUAUCGUAUGUUAUCAUGGAGCCUUUCCGCUAGACUAUUUCUACUUUGUAUCUAGAUUAUAUUUAAGAACGGGCAGAUUUUGCCACACAGUGGUUGAUUACCAUUUUUCCAAAAUACCAGGUACAAAACUGUUUUAUAAUGUGGAAGGUCUUACACAUAAUGGAAGGACAGAGUGCACUGAAAUUCUGAAAAGGGGAUACUUAUUGGGAGUUUUACCAGGUGGAACCCGAGAAGCACUCUUUAGCGAUGAAAAUUAUGAUUUUUUAUGGGGUAGACGCACAGGCUUUGCUCAUGUGGCUAGAGAUGCAAAAGUGCCUGUCAUUCCUAUAUUUACAAAAAAUCUACGAGAAGGAUACAGAACACUCGGGAAAAUAUGGCCAUUCAAAUGGUUGUAUGAACGUACACGAUGGCCAAUUGUUCCUAUAUAUGGUGGAUUCCCUGUGAAAUUUUGCACAUACAUAGGAGAUCCCAUUCCUUAUGAUCCAAAUAUAUCAGCUGAAGAAUUAGCUGAAAAGACCAAAAGUGCAAUAAAAGAUCUCAGAGAUAAGCACCAAGAAAUACCGGGCACAUUUCCACCAAGGAACAACUUUUCUUCCUGUCUACAACAGCAUGCCCCACCUGCCAGUGUCAGAUACAAACCUCCAACCUGCACAGUUGUUUGGAAACAGUUCAAGAAAGUGGGCGAAAAAUGAUACAGCUCAUGAUCACAGAUGCACACUUCAGUUUAAACAAAUAUCUCCACAUCAUAGUAAACUUAAAGGAAGAGUUGGAACAGACCAUCUCAUCAGAGCACAUGGAGAGACUGGUCACCAUCAUCAUGAGUACUUCCCAGAGAAAUGAUGGAAAAAGAAAAAACAAAUUGCAAAGCAAAUUCCUUAAACUCAAUUCCAGAACCAAAGAAACAUCAGAGACUGAAUAAGUGGUCCACUUGUUCAACCACCCACUAUCAAUUGCAGAACACAGGAUUCUACAGAAAGGAUUCAACUAUAAUACAGGUGAUGCUAAUCAUCUGGAAAUCUUGGCAGCCCUAGAAGGAGCAUUCAAAACUACUGGACUUUUCACAGAGGUCCAAGAAAAUAUCAGACAAACCAUCAUUCCACACACCAGAAGAAUACAAGAACAGAAUCAAUUUAUCACAGAAGACAAACCAGCCCUCAAAAACCUAAAAAAGGACCAGACUGUCAUCAUCCUACCUGUGGACAUAGACUGAACAAGGUUAUUAUGGACGUAGCACAAUAUUUACAAAAAUCAAAAGAAAUAUUGUUGUUGUUGUUAAUUGCAAAGUUGUGUCCAACCCAUCGCGACCCCAUGGACAACGUUCCUCUAGGUCUUCUUGUCCUCUACCAUCUU